AUGGCGUUCACACCGCACGCCGAUUGGCGCCGCUCGCAGUUUCGGACCGAAGACCUCUUACUCGACAGCAAUCUAUACGACGCCAAGCUGCCGCUGCACUUGGCCAUUGCCAAUGGCUGUGUGCAGUUGGCCAAGCGCAUGCUUCGCUGCCGCCCGGACCUCGCCUCGGAGGACGCGAUCGUCUUGGCCUUUUGGAAGGGCCACCUCGAGAUCGCUGAGCUUCUCUUGGACGAGCGCGAGAAUAUUCCCGAGCUCCAGAAUCUCGUGCGGGUCGAGGCUGGCGCGAGAGUGCGCAAACCAGCUAUCUUGUCGAGCGUUCUGGCUCAAGACGACACGAAAGGCGUCGAGCUGCUCCAGCGCUUUGGCCCAUGCCCCAGCGACUUUGGUGCCGACGACAAGCAGAUUGCCAUUUCGGAAGCGACCUUGGAGAAUGCGACGCUCGCACUUGACGUCUUUCCGUGGUUGGACUACCCAGCUCUCUUGGACGAUGUUGCAAGCCAAGGCUUCCUGCCGCUCGUACGCUUGCUGCACGAACGCGGUCAUGAGUGCUCGACGAACGCCAUGGGCAUGGCAGCGGCCAACGGCCAUUUGGAGGUCGUUCAGUUCCUCCAUGUCAACCGAACAGAAGGCUGCACGGUCGAUGCGCUCGACGGCGCCGUUCUCUUUGGUCACAUCGACGUUGGUCGCUUCCUCAUUGAGCACCGCAUGGAAGGCGCGUCGCCCAACAUCCUUGACGAAGUUGCUGCCAACGGCCACCUCGAGAUCGUUGAGUACCUUCAUUCUCUUAGCUCGUUUGACUGCACGGUCGACGCUGUCAACAAAGCUGCGUCCGGUGGCCAUUUGGAGGUCGUCACGUUUCUCUUGACCAACCGACGCGAAGGCUGCAGCCGCGAUGAGGUCGUUGAAAAAGCUCUCGAUGGCGGUCAUCUGCGCACAGCAGAGUACCUCCUCUCGCUCGACUACCCGUUUCCGACCAAGAUCAAGCUUCACGGAGGAGGUUUCGACAAGCCCGAGAUGGUUGGUGUCCUUGAGCUUCUCCUCGCCCACGGCAGGCCCUGUGACCCAGGUUGGAUGCGCAGCGCCAGCGCUUUUAACAACCUGCUGCUUGCGCGCUUCCUCCACGGUCACCCGAACUAUUGCUGUCACCGCGACGAGCUGAAAACAGCGAUCAACUGCGGGGCGUGGGACGUCGUGGACUUUCUCUUGGCCCACUGCACGGCCAGAAUCUCGGUCGAUGCGCUACAAGCUGCACUGAGUUUCGGUACUGUCGAUGUCGUGUCGCGCAUUCUGCAGCGCCGGCCAAAACUUGGACACGAUGACCUUCUUGAUUUGGCAAUUCGACGCCACAACACGGAGGCGAUCCAGUGCCUCCUCACCGCCGGCAUCGGCAAGCCCCGCGCCUGCCUCAUCAAGAUUGUACGUCGUCGAGAGCACUCGACGGCGAGCAAGCUCGUACUACCGUACUGCAUGGACACCGUCGACCACCUCGACAACGUCCUCUUCCUUAUCGAGCUCUACGAGAAGUCGGACCGCCGGUCGCGAACGCUGCAGCUGAUCACGCCCGAGCUCACGGUCCAAGGAACAUGGCUGCCGAAGCUAAGCCGUUUGCACCAAGUGUGGCGGCGCGAGCGACAGCGCUGCUCCGGUCUACCGAGCGCGUCGGUGGCGCGACUCAUGCGCUUGGUCAACAUGGUCACUGACGGCGAGCUCAAGACGCAACUCAAUCGCCUCGUCGCUCACAAACGCAGCCGAUCGGGACGCCCUGCGUAA
Messenger RNA from Saprolegnia parasitica CBS 223.65, 1770 nucleotides. RefSeq lists its product as hypothetical. Gene Ontology annotation, molecular function: protein binding. The record is from RefSeq and is a predicted model, not a curated record. Lineage: Eukaryota; Oomycota; Saprolegniomycetes; Saprolegniales; Saprolegniaceae. The transcript is spliced from 3 exons. Bases 1 to 1770 code for a protein of 589 amino acids.